Molecule: messenger RNA, 2944 nt
Organism: Hipposideros armiger (great roundleaf bat)
Lineage: Eukaryota; Metazoa; Chordata; Mammalia; Chiroptera; Hipposideridae
Gene: TMEM278
Product: transmembrane protein 278
Exons: 4
Coding region: 948-1448 (166 amino acids)
Biological process (GO): negative regulation of canonical Wnt signaling pathway
Cellular component (GO): plasma membrane
Molecular function (GO): PDZ domain binding
Source: RefSeq, a predicted model, not a curated record
GACCCUGGCCCAGCCACAGACAGCCAGAUGGCCCUCUCAAGAAACUCCUUCUGAAGGGUGUGGCACUAGCUGCCUGGAGGCCUCAGCUGCGGUCCUGCCUGGGUCUGUGUCAGACUUGUGUGCACUAUCGCUGUCAUUGUCCCCCAUUUGUACAUGUCUGAAGGGACUUGGUGAGCCUGAGAGGCUUGGAACAUGUUGGAAGGAAAGUCGGAGGGGACAUGGCGACUGUGGAGGUGUGAGGCGGAAAUGUUGGUAUCUGACUCCGUGUGGCCUCCUUUAUUUAGCUCACAGACAACCUACUGGUGAGUGAUGGAUCAGAUAAUGACACAAAGGAUGCCUGUCAUGGUAGCUGCUGUUACUGUGUCCUACUGUGUGCUGGGUCUCACACUAAGUAUUUCACAUGCAUUGCCCACAUACCCUCUCAGCAGCCCUGGGAUGUAGGCACCCAGCGUGUUCCCUGGAGAGGGACCAGGUUUGGGGAUGAGGAGAGCAGCAGGGGCUAGGGCUGGGAAGUGGGGUGGGUGGUGACCUCUAUGUGGCAGCUACUGAUGGGGCAGUUGUCCGAGUCAAGACCUAUGAAAUGAAGUCGUUGUGUGGGGAAAUUGGAAGGGGGGAGAGGGCGGGACCAAGAAGGAGGAGGGCCCCAGUGCCAGGCCUUAGGGACAGCUGACCAGAGCACACAGAGCUAGCUAGGGAGCUGUAGUCGCCUGGCAGAGAGAGGCCGAGCCUGGCAGUGGGGGAAACUGAGGCAGGGGUGUGGCCCUGGGGACUGAUGGUCAGGGCUGGACCUACCUAGGCCAGGGUCCUGCCCUCCAGCAGGGUCCAUUAUCUACUUGAGGGAGUCUGAGUAAGGGUCUGACCUAGGGAGCAAGGGUGGACCCUGGGGGGCCUCAGUCCUGCCAUCUGACUACUGCUGUGAGCCUACCAGGUCCACUGCCCAAGACAGCAUGAGUGAACAGGAGAGGGAGACAGAGGAGGAUGAGGGAGGGGGCAUUUCAGACACAGCACCCAUGCUGCCCCGAAGGCUUCCUGACCGCCAGACGUCAGCCCUGACGUCCCCAGGGUGGGCAGGCCUGGUCACCCGAGGUCUUGGGACCCUGCCGCCGCCCAGUCAGAUUCUGGCCGGACUCCUGCUCCACCUGCUGCUGCCCGCAACCGUGUUCCUGCUGGUGCUGCUGCCGGCAGCCGCCAUCGUCUACCUGGGGUUCCUGUGCCACUCCAGGGUCCACCCGGCGCCGCACCCCGCGUGCCGCUCGCUGCUCUCAGACCGCAGCUCCACGACGCUUAUCGUGUUGGGCUUCCUCUCACUGCCUCCACUGCUGGUACUCGCUUCGGCCGCCCGCGCCCGCCUGGCCCGAUGCCUCCGCCAGCUGCUGCCUCCCCCCACUUGGAGCCCCGGACCCCGCCGCCACCCCGACGGGGAGGAGCAGCUCUGCGCCUGGUUGUGACCCCCCAGAGGCCCUCCAAAGGACCCGAGACCUCCAAAUACAAGAAGGCCCCCGAAUUCCCCUGGUGACCCCCAUAAGGUGGCCCCACUGGCGAGCUCAGGCUCUGCGUCUAGGUCCGGCGGGGAUAUCGUGCGCGUGCCUCGGGGCUCGUGCGUAGUGCUCGGAGUAGCCACGAGAUGGCACCGGACUCCCUCGGACCGAGGUUGGCCCUUCCCCACCCCCGCAGGCACCCCUGCUGCCAGAGUGGCUGGGAAGCCCCUAGGCGGAGAAAUGGCUCUCCGAGAAGGGGCCAGGCUCCGAAAGGCGGCCUACCUGGCGUCUGCCCUGAGCUCCCGCUCCCGCACAGAGGGCUGCCCCUGUGGGCUCCCAUGUCUGGUCAGUCAGCCGGCCUCCAGCGAGUUCCAGAGGUGGUGAGACUUCCACACUUCACCACAGCACGUGUUUCCAGAAGCUCAGUGGGGCCAGCAGUCCCAGGGCUUGCGGGGCUCAGCCUGUGACCAUGGUCAGGGCUCAUUCUGAGACCCAGAUUAACACUGACAUAGGCACCAGAGUGAUGGCUCAGUGUGUUGCCUCUGGAUAAUUUUAAGGUAUCUGUCUUUCACAUUUUGAAAUUUCUAGUUGUGGAUAUGUCCUUAAUUAUCCAUUUGGUCUAUGGGGUGUUUCCCGUUCCUAAGGAUUCUAUUUCAUCCGUUCUGGAGAAUUCUCAGUCAUUAUCUCUUCAAUUCGGCCUCUCAUUCAUUGUAUGUAUGCUUUCUUGGGGAACACCUAUCAAAUGAAUGCUUCACCUUUUCCUUUUAACUCCAUAUCAGCUCAUCUCUCUUUCAUGUUUUCCAUCUCAUUGUCUCUCUGUGCUGCAUUCUGGACAAUUCCUUCAUCUCCCUCUUCCAGUUCACUAAGGCAUCUGCUGAUUAACUCAUGCAUUCAAUUUUAAAUUAUUAUACUAUACUUAAAAGUUAUACUUGCUUCUUUUUCAAAUCUGAGCAUUUUUUAUGGUCUCUUGGUGGCAUGCUCAAGUUUUGGUUUCCAGCUUCAAUUUCUUGAACAUUUCACAUCGAGUUUUUUAAUAUUCUGUACCUAACAAUACCUAACAAUUCCGAUAUCUUAAGUCUUUGGGGGUCUACAUUUGUUGUGUUGUUUCUGCUGGCUCUCACUAAUAGCAUAUUGUUUCCUUGAAUGUUUGAUAAUUUUUUUUUGCUAGCCCAUAUGUGUGAAAAUUCUGAGGCCAUGAGCGCCCACCAGCCUGGCCCCCAUUAGGUCCUGCCCUGGUAGUCCUUUUGCAGUGGCCACACUGGGGUCCCUGACUACGGUGUGGCUCCCAGCACUGCGUCCGGGACACUGCUGCUUUCCCAUUUGCCUUCUUGCAUCAUCCUGGUUUCUGCUCAUUCUUCUGCUUAUUUAUUUACUUUCAGUGUUUAAUUGGGGGGGGGCGGUAUUUGGAGAUAUUUGCUUCCUUGUAAGGCCAGCAGUGUAUUAAAAUGUGUACCGCUUAUAACUGA